AUGGAGGAUGCAGCAGCAGCCUCCACUUCCUAUUCGGGUCACUGCUCGUCUUCGUCUGGGGCGGAGCGCGGGCCUUGUUACCAGUUUGGGUUACGACAGACCCCAGUCUGCGAUGUCCCGCGUUCUUCCUCAGACGAUUGGCCGCUUCGGCCUCGGAAAGGUCAGGCCACGAGCAGCGUGUUUACCCCUGCGUUCCUCUCAAGGAGAACUGAAGAUUCAUGCUUUGGAGACAAGAGUUCUUACUCGGAAAACAUUAGCACGGUGAAUUUGACAAGUCCUUCAACUAGAGGACGGGCAGGAAAAACACCUCUCUCUUCUAAUAGAGCAGGAUGUAAAAACUGGACACCUUUCGCAGGAUAUUCAGUUGCAUCAUCUUCGUCAGUAUCAGUUCAUAAUGCUGCAUCUGUUAUUGUAGCUGUAAUAGAAGGGAGAGGUCUUGCCAGAGGCGAAGUGGGAAUGGCAAGUAUUGACUUAAAAAAUCCCGAAGUUGUGCUAUCUCAAUUUGCAGACAAUACAACAUAUGCCAAGGUUAUCACAAAACUCAGAAUUUUAACUCCCUUAGAAAUAAUAAUGUCAAACACUGCAUAUGAUGCAGGAAAUGCAACAAAAUUGUUCAGCUUGAUAACUGAAAAUUUCAAGAAUGUGACUUUUACUACAGUCCAAAGAAAAUACUUCAAUGAAACUAAAGGCUUGGAAUAUAUUGAACAAUUAUGUAUCCCAGAAUUCAGCACUGUCCUCAUGGAAGUUCAGUCUAAGUAUUACUGCCUGGCAGCUGUUGCAGCUGUGCUGAAGUAUGUUGAAUUUAUUCAAAAUUCAGUUUAUGCUCCUAAGUCACUUAAGAUUCGUUUUCAUGGAAGUGAGCAAACAGCAAUGAUUGAUUCAACAUCAGCCUUAAAUCUUGAAUUAAUAACUAACAACAGAGAUCCUAGGAAUGGCCACUCUCUCUUAGGAGUUCUAAGUUAUACUAAAACACCAGGUGGAAGCCGAAGACUUAGGUCAAAUAUUCUUGAGCCUCUUAUUGAUGUUGAUACCAUUAACACCAGAUUGGAUUCUGUCCAAGAGCUCCUCCAGGAUGAGGAACUCUUUUUUGGUCUUCAGUCAGUUAUUUCAAGAUUUCUGGACACUGAACAGUUACUUUCAGUUCUAGUUCAAAUUCCAAAACAGGAUACGGUUAAUGCAUCUGAAUCAAAAAUAACAAAUUUAAUCUAUCUGAAGCAUACUUUGGAACUUGUAGAGCCUCUGAAGGAUGCGCUAAAAAACUGCACAACACCAUUAUUAAAAGCUUAUUAUAGUUCUCUGGAAGACAACAGGUUCGGCAUCAUUCUUGAAAAGAUUAAAACUGUCAUUAAUGAUGAUACAAGAUAUACAAAGGGGUGCUUGAAUAUGAGAACUCAGAAGUGCUAUGCAGUGAAGCCUAAUAUCAAUGAAUUUCUUGACAUAGCACGAAGAACAUAUACAGAAAUUGUGGAUGAUAUAGCAGGAAUGAUAACACAGCUUGCAGAAAAAUAUAACCUUCCUUUGAAAACAAGUUUUAGUUCAGCUCGGGGAUUUUUUAUUCAGAUGAAUGCUGACUGCCCAGCAAUACUCAAUGGUCAGCUUCCUGCAGAAUUUACAAAGAUUACUAAAGUGAAAAACAUAUAUAGCUUUACUUCACCAGAUUUAAUGAAAAUGAAUGAAAGAUGUCAGGAGUCCUUGAGAGAAAUUUAUCACAUGACCUACUUGAUAGUGUGUAAACUACUGAGUGAAAUCUAUGAGCAUAUUCAUUGCCUCUUCAAACUGUCUGACACUGUGUCUAUGCUAGAUAUGUUGCAGUCAUUUGCCCAUGCAUGCACACUUUCUGAUUAUGUGCGCCCAGAAUUUACUGACACUUUAGCAGUAAAGCAAGGGUGGCAUCCUGUUCUAGAAAAAAUAUCAUUUGAGAAACCUGUAUCUAACAAUACAUACAUUACAGAGGGAAGUAAUUUUAUAAUAAUUACAGGACCAAAUAUGAGUGGAAAGUCAACCUAUCUAAAACAGAUAGCGCUCUCUCAAAUUAUGGCACAAAUUGGAUCUUUUGUCCCAGCAGAAUAUGCUUCCUUUAGAAUUUCUGAACAGAUAUUUACUAGAAUAGGUAUGGAUGAUGAUAUAGAAACAAAUUCAUCAACGUUCAUGAAGGAGAUGAAAGAGAUAUCAUAUAUCAUACAAAAUGCCAAUGACAGAUCACUUAUCAUAAUUGAUGAACUUGGCAGAGGUACCAGUACCGAAGAAGGCAUUGGCAUAUGUUAUGCAGUCUGUGAAUAUCUUCUGAAAUUAAAGGCAUUUACGCUCUUUGCUACUCAUUUCUUGGAAUUAUGUCAGAUUGAUGUCUUGUAUCCCAAUGUGGAAAACAACUACUUUGAAGUACAGCAUGUGAGAAAGAGUUCUGGCAAUAUGGAGAAAAUUUCUUAUACUUAUAUUCUUUCUAAAGGACACACAGAGGAAAAGAAUUAUGGGUUAAGAGCUGCAGAGGUGUCUUCUCUUUCACCAUCAAUAAUAUUGGAUGCAAGAGAGAUUAUAAUACUUGUUGCUAGACAAAUGUUGCAGCAACAAAGAAGUACUCCAGAAACAUUAAAAGAGCGAGCUAUAUAUCACUUAGGGAAUAGGUUGGUUCAGACAGCACGGAACUCCCGACUGGAUCAAGAAAGCUUGCGAAUAUACCUGAAAGGACUGAAGAAAAUGUAUGAGACUGAUUGCAUUAUUUCUGAACAAUUAUCUACUGAAAGCCAGUAG
Messenger RNA from Eublepharis macularius, 2748 nucleotides. RefSeq names its product mutS homolog 4 (gene MSH4). Gene Ontology annotation, biological process: mismatch repair; reciprocal meiotic recombination. Gene Ontology annotation, cellular component: nucleus. The record is from RefSeq and is a predicted model, not a curated record. Bases 1 to 2748 code for a protein of 915 amino acids. The transcript has 20 exons. NCBI's taxonomy places the organism in Eukaryota, Metazoa, Chordata, Lepidosauria, Squamata, Eublepharidae. Gene Ontology annotation, molecular function: mismatched DNA binding; ATP binding; ATP-dependent DNA damage sensor activity.